CACACUAGGACACACUCCUACUCUGUGGACACUCCUGUGAGCAUUUGGACAUAACACACCUACUGAUUUGAUGGUGAGACGAGUCUAGACACAGAGAAGCUCAAUCUACAAACGACGGUUUCUCCUGAACUCCGCCCAGGGCCUGGCGUUACAAAAGCGAGAAGGAGAGUGAGAGAUCCUUCCAUCACUACAUCUUCAGGACGGACAAAACAUGAAUGAGUGAGGUGUUUUACAACGAGAUGUCUUAAAGCUGGGAGAAAGUGUGUAUUGCGGAAGAGGCCACAGAGGAGAACCUGGCGAUCCCUAAGCCUGGUGUGGGUUGGGCUCAGGGCGAUGCGGUGCCCCACCCUGUUGGCCCUGCUGGCAGGGGUAAUACUCUACCUAGUGAUGGGAGCGCUGAUAUUCCAAAUGAUGGAAGGCCCUGAGGAGAGAAAGGUGUACGACAACCUGUUCAACGUCACACAGAUCUUCCUCCAACAACACGAAUGUGUUAACACACAGAACCUCAGCAACCUCAUAAAGAGCGUGGCGAAGGCAGUGGAGACUGGCCUGGAUGUAUCAAGCAACGCCACCAACUUCACCAGCAGGUGGGACCUGGCCAGUGGCUUCUUCUUCUGUGGUACCAUCAUUACCACCAUUGGCUUUGGUAACCUGGCUCCCAAGACCGGAUUAGGCCGGCUGUUCUGUGUUUGUUACGCUCUGGUGGGGAUCCCUAUGUUUGGGUUUCUGCUGGCUGGUGUCGGGGACCACAUGGGAACCAUGCUGAGGAAAGCUGUGGGGAAGAUGGAGACACUCUUCCUGAAGCGCCAGGUCAGUCCCACCUAUGUGAGGGUCAUGUCUGCCGUUCUCUCCAUCUUAAUCGGCUGUCUGAUCUUCCUGGCUGUGCCGACCCUGGUGUUUUGUAAGCUGGAGGAAUGGUCGUUAUUGGAGGCGCUCUACUUUGUGGUCAUCACCCUCACCACUGUUGGCUUUGGGGACUUUGUGCCAGGUGCUAAUGGGAAGAACGGAGAUCUGUUUAAGCCCCUGGUAUGGUUCUGGAUAGUGUUCGGCCUGGCUUAUUUUGCCUCCAUACUCACCAUGAUUGGGAACUGGCUGCGAGUGCUGUCCAAGAAAACGCGGGCCGAGAUGGAGGAGUUGAGGGCCCACGCUACAGACUGGACCCAGAACAUCCAGAACAUGUCCAAGGACUUCCAGAUCCCAAACCCUCUGGACCUCAAUGACCCGUUCCUGUUGCAGCGGCGGCGCUGGAAACGUAGCGUCCGACGACGGGUCCGCCGGGGUGCCCUGGGGCACCGGGGCAGGCCGGGCCUCACGGGGCAGAACGGACACCUGCCCAACCGCUUGCUGACCCACACCCGCUCCAUGACCCGUCUGGAGGUGGUCAGGCCCCUGGAUAAAGGGGAGGGGCUGGGACCAGGCCUGAGGUUAAAGGUGGAUUCGCGGAUCGGUUCACGCCAAACGUCAGAAGGCAGAUCGAUGGGCCGGACAGUGGCGAGGUCGCUGUCGAUGCCCGUGGCAAGGUCGAUGAUGGAGCUAGAAUAUGAUUUAGAUCCGCUCACAAUAAUGAUGGCGUCAGAGAGGUCCGGGUCUGGAUCUGUGUAUGAGUCUGGGUCUCUGUCUGAGUCUCCAGAGUCUGACUCCAGGUCAGUGGCCUCCUGCUCGGACUCUCACACUUCUGAUGGCAGUCAGCCAGGGCCGGAGAGGACUUUGGCUAGUUUUGACCCCAGUGUGUCUCUAUGCACGGAGCAGGGGGAAAGCCAGGGAGGAUCCACGCAGGUCUUUUUAGGGGACAACCCUGUCCAUGUCCAACAGCUCCCCAAACCGGUCCCAACGCUCCCCUUGCCACUACCCAUGUCCCAAAUGCCCCCCUCACCAGACUGCAACAUGCUCGAUUUCUUUGGGGAGAACCUGGCCUACAUUGACGAGUCAUCGGACACACUGAGCGAGCGGAACCAGCCGGUGGAGGAGGGUGUCAUCCCUCGGCCCCGUAAACCCAGACGGAGGAGCAUCAGGAGACAGGUGCCUCACCGGAGCCCCCUGAGGGAGAGGAGGACAGACAACGACAUGCAACCCCCCUCCAACCCCCCCACCCCACCCCCUCUUUCUGAUGUCAGGGACUGACAUGACACAAAUUCACACAUAACACACAUAAACACACACAAAGACAAACACAAGUUAAAAAACCAAUGCAAACAGUUGGUCUUCAUCAUUGUUCAUUGGAAAUGAAAGCUUUACAGCUGUGAUGGACUACCACAAUCAUUUAGAUGUAUUUUUAUAUGAAAAACAAUGCAUGUAUUCAACACAGAUAUGGAACAUAAGAACUUUUCAGCUCAGUGGAGAUCCGCUUGGUUAAGAAACAGCACCACCUCCUGGCUGUCCUAGUGUAGACAAGACUUUAGCGUAGGUGUAAGCAUACUGUUGUUCUGUCUGCUUUUGGAUCUCUGCCCAAACCUCAGCCAUGGUUUAUGACGAACUGCCUGAAGUGUAAGACAUUUCAAAAUAACCAUUUUAGAUCUGCUUUCAGAGAUCACUAUCUUAGUGGAAUGCACUGUCAUCUGGUUGUAUGACUUGUUGCCUUGAAUAUAAUGUAUAUCUAUGUGCAAAACUGUUCUUUUUCAAGCAAGUUGUGCAUUUCUAAAUAAAUGAAAUUCCUAUAAAAACGCAAACCUACAAUACUUCGACACACUGAUGAGAUAAUAACAUGAUAUUUAAAGCCCUUGCAGUGUCGAGGGUUUGUGGUACACACACACACGUGCACGUUCUUCUUUCUAUUGUCCUGUCGACUCAAAACCUAAUCUUGAUCUAGAAAUCAAUUUUCCCUAUUUCUUAGCCCUAAAACCUAACCUUAAAUUGAAGCUCUUUGCCUAAACUUAAGCUAGCUCUAACGUCCGAACCUAAACUUAAUUGGUAAUGCAGAAACCUAAAAUGAAGGCACAAACCUUCCAUUCUAACACCAUGCAUUGCUGCAAGCUCUUGC
This is a messenger RNA of Esox lucius (northern pike), 2977 nucleotides long. It is a transcript of the gene kcnk4a, whose product is annotated as potassium channel, subfamily K, member 4a. The coding region runs from base 334 to 2121 and encodes 595 amino acids. The transcript is spliced from 8 exons. Lineage: Eukaryota; Metazoa; Chordata; Actinopteri; Esociformes; Esocidae. Gene Ontology annotation, biological process: stabilization of membrane potential; potassium ion transmembrane transport. Gene Ontology annotation, molecular function: potassium ion leak channel activity. The record is from RefSeq and is a predicted model, not a curated record. Gene Ontology annotation, cellular component: membrane.